AUGAUGCAAGUUCCUAAUGGAGACAUGAGUAGAAAUGACGAUUCAAUUUGGUGGAGAGACAUUUCUAACAAUAACUUGUUAGAUGAUUUUGUUGAUAGCGGUUUUACCGGUUGUUUUUUGUCUUGUUGUAAAAAUGGUAAAAAUAUUCUUUUUUGGCAUAGUUUGUGGUUGGGAGAUCAAUCUCUUCGUGAGCGUUAUCCGGAUGUGUUUGAUUUGUCAACCAUUAAAAAUUGUGCGGUGGCGGAUGUGUUGGUAUGGAACAACGGAAAGCGCCAUUGGGCGUUGGAGGCCUUAUUUAAUGGAGGAGCUGCCAUUGCACUUUCGCACGGGACAGCAGCCGUUUUGCCGACCGGGGCAGCCAUGGUCUUAGCAAAUGGGGCAGCCACUUCUACAGCGUUUGCGGCAGCCCGGGGGCUGCCCUCUUGGGCCCGUUUUUGUGACGAUUUAAACGCUUAUACCCCGGUAGAAUUGGAGGAGGAUAGCUUCAUGUGGCGCAUCAAUUCGGAAAAGGAGUUUUCGGUAAGAAGUGUUUCUAAUAUUGUUAAUGGUUUCAAAUCUUUUGUGUGGCCUAGCCACUUGAUCAAUUUGUUGAAAGUGAUGUGGGAGCUAAAAAUUCCUCCUAAAAUUAAAGUCUUUACUUGGAGAUUCUUCAUUGGAAAAAUUCCUUCCAUAGAUGAGUUAUUGAAAAGAGGAGUUUCUAGCAUCAUUAACAAAGAUUGUGUGUUUUGUGGCAACCAUCCGGAAGUGAUUUCUCAUCUCUUUUUUAAUUGUCAUGUGGUGAAGGAAAUUUGGAACCAAAUGUAUGGUUGGGUGGGUAUAAAGGAGGUAUUGAACGGAGUGGAAUUUUUGGAUUACGGAGUCUUACAAGAUAAGGUGAAAAAUGUUAAUCAUAGGGUGAAGAUAAACAUAAUUUGGAUUGCUAUCAUUUGGUGCAUUCGGAUUAUGCGAAACUCCAUUAUCUUCAAGGGGGAAGUUUUUUGCUAUGAUGUGGUUUGUUCCAAUAUCAUCUUCCUUUCGUGGAGAUGGUUGUCUUUUGAUUAUCCUAAGUUCAAUGCCACUUACUAUGAAUGGUUUAAACUUCCUUUAUCUUGUUCAAACGCUAUUUAG
Messenger RNA from Vicia villosa (hairy vetch), 1107 nucleotides. RefSeq lists its product as uncharacterized. NCBI's taxonomy places the organism in Eukaryota, Viridiplantae, Streptophyta, Magnoliopsida, Fabales, Fabaceae. The transcript has a single exon. The coding region runs from base 1 to 1107 and encodes 368 amino acids. The record is from RefSeq and is a predicted model, not a curated record.